This is a messenger RNA of Durusdinium trenchii, 2817 nucleotides long. NCBI's taxonomy places the organism in Eukaryota, Dinophyceae, Suessiales, Symbiodiniaceae. The record is from the annotation of a GenBank genome assembly.
AUGGGGCUGCAAGGCGAGAAUCAUUACAACUUGAUUAGUGAUGCUGCCCGCCACAGUUGCAGAGAGACGUUGGUGAGUGCAAUCUUUUCGAGACACAACAAUAUUGGUGUCUAUUGCACAAGCCAGGUUUUGAAGAGUUCAAAAAUGGCACAUCCAGGAGAGAUUGAAUGCUCUUUAACUGUUGAACGCCUUCUGGCCACCCGCAAGCAAGAGCGCAUGGCAGCCUAUCGAUUCCUUCAGGGUCUAAGCCAUCAGCUUAGCCUGGUGACAAAUGGGGCUGUAGGAAUGAGCAGCUUCUUGUGUGACAAUCCUGCGCUUGGACAUUUGGACAAUGUUUUGCACAUUGUGAAGGGGCACAUGGUUUUUCUUGUUGACAAGGUCACAAAGAGAACAACUGCAACAGUGAACUUGCUGGACCUAGUGAAUCACAAUAUCCUCAUUGCAGGUAUGGAUCAGGGCCCAUCCAACAUGGCUGCAUGUGGGUUCCUUCAUCAGCAAGCCAUGACUCAGUUCUAUUUCGACCCAUUUCACAGGUGCAACCGUGAUUUGAAACUGGCUGCAAACAGUGUUGCGCCCAAGGCAGUGCGAACUCGUUUGUCUAUGGCCCAUUUGUGCUCCACCUACCUGUGGACAUUGUCGUACAAACCAUUCCGCCAAGGAGCAUUCUUCCAGGAGAAGACAGAACUCCUUGAGAUGUUCUUGAACUCGGAAGGUGAGGAUAGUGAACUGCUUGAGAGAUUUGCAGACUUGGUAGCUUUAGAUAUGGGUGUUGAGUCAGUGGACUUGUCAUUGCUGGCAGAACUGAAGACCUUCAGGAACAAAUCCAGCUGUGUCAAGUCUGGAAGGUGGUUCAGCUGGAGCAAUUCGGCCCAUGAUCACUUUGGUGAGUUUUGGGCGUCACGGAUGCUCCUCACAGCAUUGUUUCCAGAUGAGUGUCCAGACACCCGCACUACCUCUACUACAUUUGCAGAGCUCCGCAAGGAGGCUGGUGGUCUCAAACUUGCUUUGAAAUGCUGCAGUUGGAAUACUUGGUUCUCUGUCCGGGCAAUGAAACUUGCCAAUGAUGUCCUGUGGACUUGGUACAGUAAAACGGUGAAAAAGAUCAAGACUCCACAUCACGGCUUGGAGAGGUUGGCGCAAAUGGCAGAUGGCCAAUGGAUGUCAGAUGCCCAAUUCACAGGUUUGAUCAACUUGUUCAGUGACUGGGGAGACUUUGAAACGGUGCUUCAAUAUGAUAAAUGUUCCUUGAGGCAUUUGGAGCAAAGCAAGUUGCAGAACUAUUUGGAUGACCUGUGGUUCUAUGUGCUUGGCUGUCUCAACAAGAGGGCGUCUUCUAUGUGCAUGCACAACUCUCCACCGGAGGUGUAUGCUGCAGCUGUUGUGCUUGAUGAUCCUGUGAGGACUGUUGCUGCUGUGCAGUUGAUGAAAAAUGAUUGGGAUAUUUUGCGGAGGCUAGAGCACUCAAAGAGUCAGAGCACUUCAGAGAUCCUGGAUGAUGUGAGAUACACGGUCUCCAAACCAAUGAGGUUGGUUUAUCAACUCUACCAAGCUGAUCUCACGGAAAAGGGACGGGAUAUUCUGGCAAGCCUUGUGACCCGCCUACCAGACACCAAGUUUGUUGAAGAUAUUCAUCAGACAAUCCGUGGCAAAGCACAGUCUCAACCACAUGAGAAGCUCAACCACAGACAGAUCCAAUCCCUUGUGGAAACCUUUCAGACAUUUGAGAGUCGUGGGAUAUUGCACCCAGCUGCUUUGGACAAGAAAGCAAUGCUGUCACGAUGGGCAUCAACAAAGCCAAGUGAUAGCAAGCAACAGUUUCUGGCUGCUUCAGAGAAGUUGCCAAAGGUGUUUGCUGACAUCCUUGGUAGCAAAAAAUGGCCUUCAAUGUCUGAGGAGUGGAAGUUCAUCUUGGAUCAUUCAAUCUAUGUUGCCACGUCUUUGAUGCCAGUUUUGGCAAGUGAUGUUGGUCUGGUCUUGUCAGUGCAUGGGUGGGAGAAGGUCAUCAAGCGCACACUCCGUGAGCAUGGGCAAAGGCUGACAUUCCGGGAGUUGGCUAUCUUGGGUGAGCAUGAGCUUGAUGUGGACGUUGAUUCACUGAACAAGGACCAGCUUCUGCGAGCUUUGGCAUCGAAGGUGGGUGAUGAUGACUUUGUGGAGGAAAUCAAGAGACAGAUUGAGGAAAAAAAGAAGGUGCCCGAUGAUGAAUGUGAUGCAGAUGAUGAGCUAGCGGAAGCUGUGCUUGAGAUGAUGGACCAAGACGACCUCCAAGAGUUUGCAGAGCUGAAGCAAAAGGAAAAGAACAAGCGCAAAGCCAAAGCCAAAGCUAAAGGAAAAGCCAAGAUGAAAGCCAGGGCAAAGUUGAUCAAGAAGCAUGUCAAGCAGAAAGUGAAGAGACGGCUUAGCUUUUCUGCUGAAGCAGUGCCAUCUGCAUCAGCUGCUGCAGCUUCUUCCAGCAGACCUGAACUUGCUGAUGCAUCGUCUUUGCCUUCAGCGUCUGCAGAGCCACCUUCAGUUGUUGAACCAUCGUUGCCGCCUGCUGAAGAGCCAUCUGCAGCACCUUCAGUUGAACCUUGUUUGCCACCUCCAGUGGUUGUGAUGCCUUCUUUGCUUUUGCCGUCUUCAGCAUCUGAGCUGGAACCUGGCGUUGCUGAUGUGGUGCCUGCCAGCCAAGCUCCAUCAGAGGCUUCUGACAGGAGGCGUGGUGAGAGGGGGCCCAAUGUGCACAAGACGCCUGGAUCCUUGUCAGACAUCUCUCCACCAGGGUGCUCAAUUUCAUUGAACUGCAGCCUGACUGAAAGUGUUUCAGUAUUUGUUUGA